Messenger RNA from Chaetomium fimeti, 1542 nucleotides. RefSeq names its product Phosphomethylpyrimidine kinase-domain-containing protein. Gene Ontology annotation, molecular function: thiaminase activity; phosphomethylpyrimidine kinase activity; hydroxymethylpyrimidine kinase activity. Bases 1 to 1542 code for a protein of 513 amino acids. The record is from RefSeq and is a predicted model, not a curated record. Gene Ontology annotation, biological process: thiamine biosynthetic process. Lineage: Eukaryota; Fungi; Ascomycota; Sordariomycetes; Sordariales; Chaetomiaceae. Gene Ontology annotation, cellular component: cytosol. The transcript is spliced from 11 exons.
AUGGGCCCCGGGAGAGUUUUAGCAAUUGCUGGUUCUGAUAGUUCUGGCGGAGCCGGCCUCGAAGCAGACCAAAAGGUCAUCGCCGCCCAUGGUUGCUACGCCAUGACGGCCACGACGGCCCUCACGGCACAAAACACAAAGGGAGUCUAUGCCAUCCACCACAUCCCGUCCGAGUUUCUCAGGAAACAGAUCGACGCCGUCAUUGAGGAUGUCGGGGUUGAUGUUGUCAAAACGGGCAUGCUCGGAUCAACAGAAACAAUCGAAACCAUCGCCGACGCGCUCACUUUCCAUGGCGUCUCAACCGUUGUCCUUGAUCCGGUAAUGAUCGCAACAACAGGCGCCGAACUCCUACCCCAGCAAGCUCUGAACGCCCUACACACCCACCUGCUGCCCCUCGCCACCAUCAUCACGCCCAACGUGCCCGAGGCGCUCCUCCUGCUCCGCGACACCCGCCCCGAGAUGGACAAGGUCAGCACGGUCGACGACCUCGAGACCAUCGGGCGGGCGAUACGCCAGCUGGGGCCGAAGUGGGUGCUCGUCAAGGGCGGGCAUUGCCCUUUCAAGAAGGACGGGACAGUGGCAGAGGCGCAGGCGGAGAGGGAGCUGGUCGUGGAUGUGCUUGUGGGAGAGGAUGCGGCCACGGGCGCGGAGGUGGUGCUGCGGCUGGAGACGGCGUAUUGCGAAUCGCAGCAUACGCAUGGGACCGGGUGUUCUUUGGCUUCGGCGAUCGCGUCAAACUUGGCCAAGGGAAUGGCUAUGCCGGCUGCGGUGAGGGCCGGCUGCAGAUACGUCCAGGCCGGUAUUAGGAGUGCGCCAGGACUGGGUGGGGGGAAUGGGCCGUUGAAUCACUUCCACUCGGUCUAUACCCUGCCGUUCUCACCGGGUCACUUCAUCGACUAUUUACUGGAACGACCUGACGUUGCCCCGAUAUGGGACAAGUUUGUUAACCACCCGUUUGUACUGGCCAUGGGAGACGGAACACUGCCUCUCGAGUCAUUCAAGGGCUAUUUGAUGCAGGAUUACCUUUACCUAGUACACUUUGCCCGAGCGAAUGCAUUGGGAUCAUACAAGGCCAGCAACAUGAAGGAUAUCGCCGCGUCCGCCGCCAUCGUUACCCAUAUCUUCAAAGAGAUGGAGCUCCAUGUUGGGUACUGCCAGGGUUUCGGUAUUUCUAGGGAGGAGAUGGAGAAGACGGAAGAGAAAGCGGCUUGCACGGCGUACACAAGGUACGUCCUUGACAUCGGCCAGUCCCAAGAUUGGCUGGGCCUCCAAGUCGCCAUUGCACCCUGUCUACUCGGGUACGGCGUGGUCGCCAAACAACUGCACGCCAACAAGCGGUCCAAAAGAGAGGGCAAUUUGUACUGGACCUGGAUUCAAAAUUACGUGGCCAACGAUUAUGUCACGGCUGUAAAGACUGGCUCCGAACUGCUGGAACGCCACGCGGUGCUUCAAAGCCCAUCGCGCAUUGAGGAGCUGGUGAAGAUCUUUAUCCACGCUACAAAGAUGGAGAUUGCAUUUUGGGAAAUGUAUAGCUCAAGUUGA